ACAAAUGAUAUUUUAAGGGGGUAAAUAUUACAUAUGCGCUAUACUUUAGGGAUAAAAGUGUAUUUAACCAUUAUUAUAUAGAUCAAUUAUUAAAAUUAGAUAAAUAUUUUAUAACUUAGCAAAAUUAGUUUAUUAUCAAUAAAAUGUUAGGUAAAUAUAGAAAUUAAACGGAUGUUCAACUUUAUUUUAUUUUAUUUUAUGGUAUAUUAAUUUAUCUUAUGCUUAUAAAAAUAAUCUAGUGGCAUUUCAGUAGAUAAACCCCAACUAAGUGACCAGAAGACGUACACAUUAGAUAAAUAUCCAAUCUAAUUAUAAUUCAAUAAUAAUUAAACAUACAUAAAAACAUGACCCAUACAUAGUAGAUUACAUACAUACAUAGAUACAUAUAUACAUAUCAUACAUAGGUCAGAGAAGAAUUGACUUAAUGAGAGAGGAGAGAAUGAAAUGAGGAGAAAUUUCAAUCCGAUCUAAUGGAUUUUUGACGUCCGCAAUAAAACCCCUCCAAUACUAAUCACACAUUCUCUCUCUACUCUGUUCAUCUUCUCUCUCUAAAAAGUGAGCUCAAUAAAACUGUUUUUCUCUCUCUAAUUGUUUUUUUUUUUUGAGAAAAGAUUUUGAGAAGACUUUUUGACAGCUAUCUAUACAUACACACUUCCAAGUAUAUAUCUAUAUCUAUAUAUACACUUCCGGCGCUGUUGAAUUUGGGGUUUUCGUGAAGGGCAGUGAAUUUCAUUAAUCUGUGCUUAAAAGAGUAAAGCACACUUGAAGAAUGUAAUAACUUUGAACCAAGAGUACGAAGAUUUUAACAGAUUGAUGAGUUGAAAUCUCAGUUUGGGAUUGACAGAAGAGCUGGUGAACGAUAGCAACUUGUAUAGACGACACACAAAAUAUAGGAUGGUAGCGCAGAAAGCUAUCUUUCUUGAUUUCAGAGUUGUCGAUUUUAAAGUUCAAUUUUGCAACACACACACCCACACUCUCAUGCGUGAGGUUUACGAUUUUGUUGUUGUUGUCCACAAUAAACAUUUCAAAAAUUCUAAAAUUGGUUGUUGGCUUUCCGUGUAACAUAACCCAAAUUGUAUCCAUUUUGUUUAGGGUGGUAGCCAUCUUCACACUUCAGAGGUGAAGUUUGAUGAUUUCGUGUUAUUUAGAUUGUAAUUAGUAGUGCAUUAGGAGAGUGUUAUCAAUCAGCUAGGCUCUUUUGAUCCAGCAAAAACAUGGUGCCACAAGGGCAUCCUACUCCACUCGGUGGAGCUCAAUCGGUUCCGUCUUCUUUGUUGAGAUCAAAUUCUGGGUUAUUGGGUGGACAAGGUGGUGGGAUGCCUUCGCAGAAUGCAUUUCCAUCUUUGGUGUCACAGCGCAAUCAGUUUAAUAAUGGGAAUAUAUUGGGGAAUAUUCCCAACGUAUCGUCUUUGCUUCAUCAGUCAUAUGGAAACGGUGUUCCAACUUCUGAUCUCGCUGGUCCAGGGAGCUCCCAGCUGGGGCAUGUAGAUGGUGGAUCGGAGUCUGGUCCUAGAAAUGGAAUGGGAUUCAAUGCUCCUUCCUCUUCGUAUAUGUCCCCGUCUAUCACAGCCAAUGCAAACGGUCAAGUACAAGGGCAACAGCAAUUUUCGAAUCCUUCUGGCAGCCAGAUGUUGACGGAACAGCAACAAGCUCAACAACUCGAUCUGCAGAGUUUUCAACAUAAUCAGCAGCAGUUGCAGCAGUUUUCUGUUCCCAGCAAUUCCCAACAACAACAGCAGCAGUUCCAAGGAAUACGGCCUGGUUUAGGAGGGGGUGCUGGACCUGUCAAGAUGGAGCCCCAAACGACGAAUGAGCAAACGCCACAGCAAUUGCAAGCUUUGAGGAAUCUUGGUCCCGUGAAAAUGGAACCGCAACAACUACAGAGUAUGAGAAGUUUAGGUCCCGUAAAAAUGGAACCUCAGCACUCGGAUGCCUCUUUAUUUUUGCAUCAGCAGCAGCAACAACAACAACAACAACAGCUCCUCAUGUCCAGACAAUCCUCACAGGCAGCUGCUGCACAGCAGAUUUUGCAUCAACAGAGGCUUAUGCAAAUGCAACAUCAGCAACAACAGCAGCAGCAGCUUCUGAAAAGUAUGCCUCAGCAAAGAUCUCCGUUACAAUCACAGUUUCAACCGCAGAAUUUGCCUAUUAGGUCACCUGUGAAACCAGUCUACGAGCCUGGUAUGUGUGCCCGAAGGCUGACACAUUACAUGUAUCAGCAACAACACAGACCUGAAGAUAACAAUAUUGAGUUCUGGAGGAAAUUUGUGGCUGAAUAUUUUGCACCCAAUGCCAAGAAAAAAUGGUGCGUCUCAAUGUAUGGGAGUGGUCGUCAAACUACAGGAGUAUUCCCUCAGGAUGUUUGGCACUGUGAAAUUUGCAAUCGCAAGCCUGGUCGUGGAUUUGAGGCAACGGUUGAAGUUCUGCCGAGACUCUUCAAGAUAAAAUAUGAAAGUGGAACUUUGGAAGAAUUACUUUAUGUUGAUAUGCCCCGAGAGUAUCAGAAUUCAUCCGGGCAAAUUGUUCUGGACUAUGCAAAGGCGAUACAAGAGAGUGUGUUCGAGCAACUUCGUGUUGUUCGUGAUGGUCAGCUUCGAAUUGUAUUCUCACCUGAUCUCAAGAUAUGCUCAUGGGAGUUUUGCGCUCGACGACAUGAAGAACUUAUUCCUAGAAGAUUACUAAUUCCUCAGAUUAGCCAACUUGGCACUGCUGCCCAAAAAUACCAGGCUGCUACCCAGAAUGCAUCACCCAGUCUUUCUGUCUCCGAGCUACAAAACAAUUGCAAUAUGUUUGUUGCCUCUGCUCGUCAGUUGGCCAAAGCCUUGGAAGUUCCACUGGUAAAUGAUUUGGGAUACACAAAGAGAUAUGUUCGAUGCUUGCAGAUAUCAGAAGUGGUGAAUAGCAUGAAAGAUCUUAUUGAUUACAGCCGUGAAACUGGUGCAGGUCCUAUGGAGAGUCUGGCGAAGUUUCCUCGAAGAACAAACCCUUCACCUUCAUUUCAACAAGGUCAACCUCAACAACCCGAGGGUCAACUACAGCAGCAGCAGCGAGCCAUGGCUCAAAACCCACACAAUGAUAAUACUGUUCAGGCUGCAGCCAUGCAACUUGCUUCUUCGAACGGCACAUCGAGUGUUAACAACACUGCAAACUCAGUGCCCACAACUUCAUCUAACAGCACUAUAGCUGGACUUCUUCAUCAAAACUCAAUGAGUUCUAGACAGCAAAAUCCGUCUUACUUAGGUAAUAAUAACAUUCAGAUGCCAUCUCCUGGUUCUUCGAGUGCCAACCCCCAGACUCAGCCCCCUCCAUCCCCCUUCCAAUCCCCAACACCAUCCUCAUCUAAUAACAAUCCACAACCAACUUCACACGCCAGUUUACAGCAACAGCCUGCUCUUUCUGGAGAUGCAGAUGCAAAUGAUUCACAAAGCUCCGUCCAGAAAAUUAUACACGACAUGAUGAUGUCAUCUCAGCUUGGUGGUGGUGGUGGUGGUAUGAUGGGCAUAAUGGGUAGUGAUGGGAAAAACGUAAACGGUAUCAAUGGUGGGAAUAUUCUCGUUGGAACAGGAGUGGGUAACGGUAACCACCAAGGUAUGGGUGUUUCAGGGUUUGGGAGUAUGGGCAACGGGCUACCCCAAUCAGCUAUGGUGAACGGGAUUAGAUCAGCACUUGGCAAUAAUUCGAUGUCUAUGAAUGGGAGGGUAGGUAUGCAAAUGACACGAGAGCAGAGUAUGAAUAUGAAUUCGCAACAGCAGGAUAUUGGUAAUCAACUGCUCAACGGUCUUGGUGCAGUUAAUGGCUUUAAUAACCUUCAGUUCGAUUGGAAGGGAUCUCCGUAAUAGCGUUUUUUUAAUUAUCAUUUGUGGUGUUUGGCCUUUUUAAGUGAAAUUAGCUGUUUGUGCAGCGUAGAAAAAUCCAGGAAUUCCCUGUGUGGCUGGGAAAAAAAGUUGGAAGUGCAUAUAACGAAAAGAAGAAGAACAACAAAUAAAUCGUUUGCCAGCUCGAAGCCCCUUUGUUGUACUAUAAUGUGAAAAGAAAACAUAAAGCAGUGGUUUUCUUGCGAGUGUUCGAAAAUAACCUUAACUUGAACAUGAACUGGAUUGCGAGUCGCGACAGCAAAGCAUGUAUGGAGUGUGCGUGAUGUGGCGCUCGGGAAUAUCUGACGUGUCUCUAUACUCUUCGGGUUUCUCCUCCAUGUGGCUCCCCCCUGCUUCAGCUUUUCCCCCCCAAUAUGUGAGUGUAUAUAGUUUGGAUUUGCCUUUUUUUUUUUUAAGCUAAGUUUAUUGUAGAAUUUCUAACAGCUUCUCAGGACUUCUAUUCAACAAUCGUUUGAUAUCUAUAAUCUUUUAUUAGUUGCAGGAA
This is a messenger RNA of Erythranthe guttata (spotted monkey flower), 4359 nucleotides long. It is a transcript of the gene SEU, whose product is annotated as SEUSS transcriptional co-regulator. The record is from RefSeq and is a predicted model, not a curated record. NCBI's taxonomy places the organism in Eukaryota, Viridiplantae, Streptophyta, Magnoliopsida, Lamiales, Phrymaceae.